UGGCAGAACAACAGAAUUGUGAUAUUGUGAUAGUGGCCUGCUGGAAGAGGUUGAUCUUCUUUAUUCUCAAUUAUAGAUAUGGGAGACGAUAAAGAAGAAAAGAAACCACUUUUAAGUCAAGAAACCAGGAGCUAUGCACCUAGAGAAGGUGGGGUGGCGACGGUGUCGCCAGUGGGCCCCGAUGAGCUGCCUCCCCCCUACCAGGCGGCCACUGCCGGGGCGGGGCCCAAGGUCACGUGUCGUGUCUGCCAGGAGCUGAUCGACGUCACCAGCAAGAAAGACCAGCACGUGGUUAAGUGCAAUCGCUGCAAUGAGGCCACUCCAAUAAAGAACGCGCCACCGGGCAAGAAGUAUGUACGCUGUCCGUGCAACUGUCUGCUGAUCUGCAAGAGCACAUCGCAGCGAAUCGCGUGUCCCCGCCCCGACUGCAAGCAGAUCAUCAACCUGGCGCCCAGUCCGGUCACACCGCCUGUGCCCUCGCUGCCCGGCAUGUGCCGCGUCUCCUGUGUGCACUGUCACGACACCUUCCUCUUCAACACACUGCAGAACGCGCUUGCUCGCUGUCCGCACUGUCAGAAAGUGUCAUCGGUUGGGCCGGACUUCUCUCGAGGCCGCGGCAUCGCUUUCCUGCUCGUUGCAAUCGUCUUCUUGUUGAUUGGAGCUGGCGUCACCAUGCUAACGUAUCGGUACGCAGCUCAGAAGGGAGGCACCUAUUUCGUUUAUAUUGGUGAGUUGCACACAAGCUCUUUAUUUAUCAUCUCUUCCCUAACAAUUCUAAUGUCAUCGGUUGGGCCGGACUUCUCUCGAGGCCGUGGCAUCGCUUUCCUGCUCGUUGCAAUCGUCUUUUUGUUGAUUGGAGCUGGCGUGACCAUGCUAACGUAUCGGUACGCAGCUCAGAAGGGAGGCACCUAUUUCGUUUAUAUUGAUGAUUAG
Molecule: messenger RNA, 933 nt
Organism: Nilaparvata lugens (brown planthopper)
Lineage: Eukaryota; Metazoa; Arthropoda; Insecta; Hemiptera; Delphacidae
Product: type 2 phosphatidylinositol 4,5-bisphosphate 4-phosphatase
Exons: 6
Coding region: 79-933 (284 amino acids)
Biological process (GO): phosphatidylinositol dephosphorylation
Cellular component (GO): phagocytic vesicle membrane; lysosomal membrane; plasma membrane
Molecular function (GO): phosphatidylinositol-4,5-bisphosphate 4-phosphatase activity
Source: RefSeq, a predicted model, not a curated record